AUGGGAGAUAUUCAGGACUCGGACCUUAUAAAGGCCCAACUCGCCAUGGACGCCUUGAGCGCCAGUCGGGCGACCCGCUCCAAGACCCAAGCACCACCAAAACCACCAACAAUCGAUCCGAGCACCGAAGCCCUUGAUGCUGGCGCUUACAAGGUCUGGAAGGACCAAGACACGGGCAAGUUACUGCCCACCUGCGGUGCACUCCUGCCUCCCGGUUAUGAACUGUCCGGUCAUCCCGAACUUCCUUGGAUAUGCCCAGUCAGAAGUUGUCGAGCCCUCUUACCGGGCCUUCCAAAUUUGGGCAGACAUUUUCUUGUGCUUCACCGUGCUUGUCGAUUAAACGAUAAUCUGGACGGCACCUUGACCGACCUUGGGAGAUAUGCCAACCCCACCCCUGGCAAUGGCAGAAGAUUUGGCGGUACCACUAAAUCCUGUAUCAUUGUAUCCAAAAAGUACAUGAGCCCUGCGGAAUCACCCAUGGUUGAACCUAAACCCUACACACCACAUGCCCACAACAAAUCCCUGCCUGUACAGGAAGUUCCCAAGCGCGAUCUUCGUCGGCGGUCGCCAAUCGAUGAGAGUGAAACCAUCCAGGUCUCAGCUAUGAGUGACCAUGAGCUUGAACCCCAGGAUAAGAUCAAGGGUGCUAUUGUUCCUUCCAACGCGGGGCCUACCGAGAAGAUAUUGGUAACCGCAAAAUCCGGACGUCCAUACAACAUGUGGCCUGACCAGUCCGGGGCGUGGAAAGAACUACGCGGCGUCUUAUUGCCGGACGAAUGGACCCCUUAUACGGAGCAUCCCACCCACCAAUGGAUAUGCCCAGUCAGAUCAUGCCGGUACCUAUACAGCGCCAAGUAUCACCUUGCCAAUCACUUCAAGAUGAGAUACUACGGCUGCCGGCUGAAUGACAAUCUGGACGGGACCUUUACCGUUGUUAAGCGUCCUACAACUGGUCUCCAUAUUGAGCAACUUCGGAUCGACUAUCACAAUGACCCACCGGUCGUGGUAUCGCGUGGAGCAAGAGAGAGUGAACCAUUAGCGGAACCCCAGAUAUCUCAGAACUAUGUCAAUCGAAUGUUGCGACAGCAUCGCAGAGGGAAAAGUUCCUCAACGGGUAGCUCAAUUGGAGAAACUAUCAUCAAGGAUAGUAGAGACUUGCAAGAAAUGCAUAACACAGAACGUACCAGCCCCCCAGCUGUUUAUAAGUCAGCUGGAAAUGCCCGCGUUAUCCCUUCUGAUGUUGGGUUCGAUAAUGCCACCGAUGGUCGGCCUUAUACCCAUUGGCUGAAUCCGGAGAUCAAUCGGUUUCAGGUGACCCGAGGAUUGAUCCCUGAAGGCUACCAACUUGAACUUCAAGCGUUUCCCCUUCGACCCUGGAUAUGCCCCAUCAGGUCAUGCAGACUCCUCCUCAGAGGGCAAGCAGCCUAUAGCAAUCACUGGACCGUAUGUCAUCCCAGCGUUUGCGUAAACGACAACCAAGACGGGACUUUUAGCAUCGUUGAAGGCCGCAGCAAGACCGGUCCUCGUGUUGUGUCUAGGGGCCCAAUGAAUUAUGACGAGUCACCCUUGAGAGAGGCACAUUUGCCCAACAAGGAACACAGGCGUGUUGUGGAGCCGGAUAUCUCGACCGACGAUGAUAAAAGUCAGAACAACGAAAUGCCGGGCCGGAUAAGCCAAAAGCGGACUCUCGACGAAAUAACAACAUCACCACCAACACCAGAACCAGGAGAGGAAGUUGGGCAUCCCGAAGGACUGCGACGAUAUAUCACCUCCCAGAUCGGGGGUAACUUUCCAGAAAUAGAGGAAACAGAACUGGAAGUUCUCCUCUCUCUACCCCGUCGGCGAGAUCUCAAGUUGAAGCACCCUCUUCCAGUCACUCACACACUCGCUCCUAAGCAGCUCACCGCAGUAGUUGCGCAACUUACUGGGCGCGAAGCCCCCAAGCCAUGUACUGCAUGUCGGCGCCGCGCAGGGCCUUUCAAGGGCUGUAUCACCAUUAUACCCAAGAUUAGCGUCAAGUUACGCAGGUUGGUCUCUGUUAGUUAUCGCAACGCUUGUGCCAACUGUCUUUACGGCAACACAUACAAUGCAUGCAGUAUCAAGCACCUGAACAAAACUGAAGAGCGCGCGACACGCGUGGUUGCGUUUGGAAAUGGUGGUGAUGUAGAAGAAGCAGGGGACGAAGCAGGGGACGAAGCAGGCGAUGAGGCAGAAGACGAAGCGGAUGAGGAGGAGGAGGAGAACGAGGAGGCUUACGAGUACGACGAGCAACUUGGCGCCACGGUCAUCCGGCGCUCGCAAAGAUUUCCUAGUAUUGCUGCUGCGGAAGAGAGCGAGGCAGAUGUGGACGGAGUACCAUCGCCACGAAAUGUGAUCACUCUCAAGGACCCAUCGCCGACUUGCGCUUCAGCUAGCUUGGAUGCCGCAGAAGAGGAACAGGAAGAUGUCGAGUAUCGCCGGGCCAGCAAGCGUCUCCGGACGAGGGAACAAACCGCCGUACCGACCUCAAUUCAGGCCACUGCUGCUUUUGCUUCGUCUUUGUUGGUGUCUAAGGAGGAUCUCGUAACCGAAGACUGGGAAAGAGGUUCAAGAGGGGUUCUCCCCAGGCGGCGCCACCCAUCGGAAAACCUCGUCUACUCCUCCUCGUACCUCUCAGCCAACCAGACCAUCCAGAUAUGCAAAUCGACCACCCUGACAGCACUCGCCAUCACCUCGGGUAGCACUCAGCGGCUGCCCGCCGACCAAACCCGCACCCGAAUAUGCACCCUCGUCAGCGGCAAGCUAAGGGUGAUACUGAACGAUGGCGAAGACGAGUUUACUGUUGGCCCACGUGGUGUGUUCAAGCUCAGCCCAGGCGCGACGUGCUUGCUGGAGAAUGGGUGUUAUCUGAACGCGGCGGUGCAUGUAACUGCUGUGGCUGAUCGAUAG
This is a messenger RNA of Neurospora hispaniola, 2928 nucleotides long. RefSeq lists its product as uncharacterized. NCBI's taxonomy places the organism in Eukaryota, Fungi, Ascomycota, Sordariomycetes, Sordariales, Sordariaceae. The transcript is spliced from 3 exons. The record is from RefSeq and is a predicted model, not a curated record. The coding region runs from base 1 to 2928 and encodes 975 amino acids.